AUGACCCGCGUCCAGCUCGAUGACCAGACUUCGGUGACGAAGCGCACUGGCGCCGCCAACGGUCACUCCUCAUCUGGCCUGUUCGCCCCAUCCGCCCCAUCAGGGAACGGCGAGGACGUCACAACCGACAAGAAGGUUGUGCCAUCAGAUACGCCGACGGCGCCGACCCGCCGCUUCCCGGAAGAGGAGGAAGAGGAUAUCCUCCGUGAGACCGAGGACCGCUUCGUGCUUUUCCCUAUCAAGUACCGAGAGAUCUGGCUCGCGUACAAGCAGGCGCAGGCGAGCUUCUGGACGGCCGAGGAGCUGGAUCUCGGCACCGACAUGCACGACUGGAACGACAAGUUGACUGACAAUGAGCGCUACUUCAUCCUCCGCAUCCUCGCGUUCUUUGCAUCUUCGGAUGGCAUUGUUGGCGAGAAUCUGAUCUCGAUGUUCUCCAUGGAGGUGCAGAUUGCUGAGGCACGAGCAUUCUACGCUUUCCAGACAAUGAUCGAGCAGGUGCACGCGGAAACGUACUCGCUUCUCAUCGAAACAUACGUGCAGGAAACAGAAGAGAAGGAUUUCCUUUUCAAGGGCAUGGAGAAGAUUCCCUGCAUCCGAAAGAAGGCCGACUGGGCGCUCAAGUAUAUCACGCCUGAGAUGCCGUUCCGCACGCGCCUCAUCGCAUUUGCUUGUGUGGAGGGCAUCUUCUUCUCUGGGUCAUUUGCAGCAAUCUUCUGGCUCAAGAAGCGCGGGCUGAUGCGCGGCCUGACCUUCAGCAACGAGCUCAUCUCGCGUGAUGAGGGCAUGCACACCGACUUUGCAUGUCUGCUCUACCAGUACCUCAAGCACCGCUGUUCGCAGACAGAGGUGCACCGUAUCGUCAGUGAGGCUGUCGAGAUCGAGAAGGAAUUCUUGACAGACGCAUUGCCCUGCGCCCUGAUCGGUAUCAACGCAGGCUCCAUGUGCCAAUACAUGGAGUUCGUGGCGGACCGUCUGAUCGUCGCCCUCGGCUACGACAAGAUGUACCACGCCACGAACCCAUUCGACUGGAUGGAGCUCAUCAGCCUGCAGGGCAAGGCCAACUUUUUCGAGUCGCGUGUCAGUGCGUAUCAGAUGGCCAACGUCAGCCGGUCAGCGACGCCUGGGCGCGCACGCUCCGACUCGUUCAACGAGGGGCAGAUUAAUCGCCGCGUGUUUCGCACCGACGCCGAUUUCUAG
Cutaneotrichosporon oleaginosum is the source of this 1200-nucleotide messenger RNA. RefSeq lists its product as uncharacterized. Gene Ontology annotation, biological process: deoxyribonucleotide biosynthetic process. Lineage: Eukaryota; Fungi; Basidiomycota; Tremellomycetes; Trichosporonales; Trichosporonaceae. Gene Ontology annotation, molecular function: oxidoreductase activity. The record is from RefSeq and is a predicted model, not a curated record.